CUCCACAUUUGUUGGCAAGGUGGCCUUUGGGGGCAAGAACAUCACUGGGUGGGUGAGUGGGCAAAAUGUUUUUGUUUAAACAUUUUGCUUCAUUAUAUAGUUGGAACUUUCAUUUUAAAUGCUAGUCUAAGCUGGGCCCCUUUCCAAAGGCACCUACUGAAGGACAGAGCAGCAACAAAAGAGACAAACACAGAGGGUUGAAGGAUGCUGAGGAAGGGUGAAGCUAUCAGGGGUUACCCUGGUGUUGCACUUGAAUUAAACAAGGGGCCACAGCCGGAGACAACAUGCCUUGAAAAAACAGAAGGUGUUACUGUGAGUGAAGACUAUGGCACAGGCCUCCUUGAAAAUCAGCUCUGUGUGGAGGAUUUCAUGAAGAUACAACAGGUCUUUGAGUCCCAAGAUCCAAGACAAACCAUUUGUAUGGCCAGGGAAGAAUUCAUACAGAAGAUGACAGAGACUGUGGGUUGGGGCACAGAGGAAGAAUUUGGAGAACUCUUUGACAAAGUGGAUGUGGCCCGAGAUGGCUUUGUUGACUGGGACAAGCUGAUUUCAUUUGUACUGCUAUCGCUUUAUGAGAGAGAGGAACGGACAAAGGCAACAGUGGUUCCCCAAUGGAAGGAUCUUGAAUUCCUCCCAGGAAAGCACAAGGACACCAUUCAGAAAGUAGUUUACUUAAAGAAUUCAAGUCGUUAUUUGACCAUUAGCAAGGAAGGCUUACUAGGAAUCUGGGGAGAGAACUUGAAGUUGCAGGAAUCACUUCCUAUCACGUCAGAUGCUACCAAACUCAAACACCUCUGGGUGACAAGUUUGGUUUCUCUGGAAAAUGUUAACAAGAUUGCAGUGGCUUUUACAAGCAAAGAGAUUUGUUUCUAUGAUCUACUGUCCAAAGAAGAAUUUCCUUGUCAGUACAAACUGCAAGGCCUGAGAGGAACUCCCAUAUGCAUGGAUUACUGGCAUAAUCCUCUUGAUCCCAAAGAAUCCAUCCUUUCUUUUGGGGAUAUAACUGGAAAGGUUCAAGCAAUUGUUUUCACGGCAGCCAUGAUUUCCCUUUUUGAACGGCCUGCUAAUGCCUGUGACGAUGAAGAAGCAACAAUGACCAUCGACUGGGCAGAGCUGCUCUCUGGAUGUCACAAAUGUUGUCACAUAUUACAGCACACACUUCAUCGUGGAGACUGGGUCAGGCAAGUUACUUACAAUGCCUCUUUGGAUGCUUUCAUUUCCAGUACAACCAGCAGUACCAAUACUGUGGUGCUGGCUUGGAGAGAGAAGUCAAAAAAACUCCUUAAAAUGACAUCUUUCAACAUUGCCCAGGGCAUUCAUGCUUUUGAUUACCACUCUCGGCUCAAUUUAAUUGCAACGGCCGGCAUUGACAACAAAGUUUGCCUAUGGAAUCCUUAUGUCCUCUCUAAGCCAGUUGGUGUGCUCUGGGGUCACUCAGCUAGUGUCAUAGCCGUUCAGUUCUUUGCUGAGAGGAAACAGCUUUUUAGCUUUUCCAGAGACAAAAUUCUGAGACUCUGGGAUAUUCAACACCAACUGUCCAUUCAAAGGAUAGCUUGUUCUUUCCCAAAAAGUCAAGACUUCAGGUGCCUUUUCCAGUUUGAUGAAACCCAUGGACGGCUUUUCAUCUCCUUCAAUAAUCAGCUUGCCUUGUUGGCCAUGAAAAAUGAAGCCAGCAAGAGGGUGAAGAGCCAUGCGAAAGGGGUCACAUGUGUCCUUUACAAUUCCCUCCUGAAGCAGGUAAUCAGCUCUGAUGUGGGGUCUACUGUUUCCUUCUGGAUGAUAGAAACCGGGCAGAAAAUCAAACAGUUUUCUGGUUGCCAUGGCAAUGCAGAGAUCAGCACCAUGGCCCUGGAUGCAAAUGAGUCGAGGCUUUUGACUGGCAGCACAGAUGGGACUGUAAAGGUGUGGGACUUUAAUGGAUAUUGUCACCACACCCUAAAUGCUGGGCAAGAUGGAGUUGUGGAUAUUUCACAGAUCCUGGUUCUUAAGAAGAGUAUCCUGGUUGUAGGCUGGGAGAGAGCAGUUACUGUGUUUCGACCCCAGAACUUCAAUCAGUUUUCCAUCCAGUCUGAAGAGUGGAAAGGGGGAAUCCAUCAUCAAGAUGACAUCUUGUGUGCUGCAUUUUUACCCCCGCAAACUCUUGCUACAGGUAGCUAUGAUGGAGAAAUUGUUCUGUGGAAUAGCAGCACCGAAAAUGCUCACCAUGUCCUUCACCCUGAUUACCAGAGGCAGUUAACAUCCAAAUUAGACCCAGAAGCCCAAAAGCUUAAUACCAAGAGGAGCUGCUCAGCUCAGUGCUUGGCACAGCAGGCCACCCUUGCUACCCAAAAUUUUGAGAGUGACACAGAAGGUAAUAAUGCUGUUAUGAAGCUUUGCUUCCUUGAAGCAAGAAAGAACAAUACAGUAACAGGAGGUGCCAACCUGGUGUCAUGUGGAGCAUCUGGUUAUGUCAGGUUCUGGGACACAUUCAAGAAAGAACUUCUGGCUGAAUUUUUGGCUCAUGCUGGAGUUGGAUCCAUUAUUAUGUCUACUGAUAAACAAAAUCAAUACCUUGCCACUGGAGAUCCUGAUGGAUGGUUGAAAAUCUGGAACAUAGAGGACUAUUGUACUAAUUCCACUGAGAUCAAAAUCACCCAGUCUCCACCUUUGCUCAGAUCAUUUCAGCCUCAUGAGGAUCGGAUAAGUUCCUUGCAGAUGUGUGAGCCAGGCGGUCAUUUGAUUAUCAUUUCCUCCUCUGUAGACUGCAGUAUCUGUGUGACUGGACUUUGCAAUGCUCCUUCCUUAAUCUUUGGUCAGGCAAGCCAUUGGGAUAUUGAAAAUUAUUUUUCUUUUCCUAAACGAGAUAGUAGUUUAAUAGAAAGUAAGAGUCAAGAGGAAAGCAUGAAAAUAAAUCCUUUAUUUUCUAAAAAGGAGUCAUGCUCAACAGAAGAUUCUCUACUUACUGAGGAAAACAAAGAUAUUUCAACACACAUUGUCAGAUCAUCAGAAGAAAUAAAUUUCAGUCUGGAAUAUAAGAAGAGAAAUAUCUAUAAGAAAAAAACACAUAAACCUUGCCAUCGUGAAAUUAUACAAAAAUCAGCCGGCAUCUUUAGGUCCUUAAGCCUUAGAAUGUUGAACGAGCUGCCUGAAGUGAAGCAACCUGAAUUCCUUUUAAAUCCUGACAAAUACUUUAAGGAAGAGCCAGAGGAAGAUGAGCCCCAAAUUCCGGAGCUUCCUUUGCUCUCUGAAACUUUGAAAGCUGUAUUUGAUGAGAAAAACCUGUUCCCCAAAGGAAUUCUUGAUCAUGAAAGACAAGACAAGCAACUGUGUCAAGAAACAAGUGGUGAAGUGAAGAUAAAAAGAAAUAAGAAGCAAUUAUGAUCAAACAAAAAACAAACACACCACGGUGACACGGAACACUCCCAUAAAAUGCCAAGAAGCAUCCAGAUUCCUUUCCUCCAUUACUUUCGAUGUAAAUGUCAAGACCCUUUGUCUUCAGACUAUGUGUUUGUUCUCUUUGUACUCAGAAUCGUCCCGUUGUCUGUAUAAGCUAAGAAGGGAUAGAAGAAAGAUUGGUUUAAUGGGGAGGAUUGACGAUUGGUUCUUAUCUAUUUCAGAAGAAAGUAUUCUACCUAGGUGCCCCUGCAAUUGCCCCUGUAGCCAAACAUUUACAAUGUGUUUUAUUAUAAAAUCUUCAUUAGCAUAUAUAAAAGACUAACAAAUUCAUUAAAAAUCAUAUAAAAUUUGUCUGUUUUAAUGUUCUCCCUCAUUAUAAUGUGUUUUUCCUUAACAAUUUUGAUACUGACAAUUAGAUAUUGAUAAUAACAGCAUGUUGUGUUCUUUUUAAAUACUUUAAAAAUAUUCUUUUAAUAUGUAUAUCUUUAAAAUUUUAGCGUACAAAUUUAUGGUGUACAGUGUUAAAAUUCAGUACACAUUAAUAAUCAAAUUGGGGUUGUCAACAUUUAAAAGUCAUUAAGUAUUUUCAAGUAAUUUUGAUUGACAUGUGACCAUUGAACACGUGGAUGUACACAGUGAGGUUAAUAUUUCAACACAUAUAUACAAUAUGUAGUAGUCAAAUCAGGAUAAUCAAUAUUUCCUAGCAAUCAUUUUAGAUUUAUGUUCCUUUUCUUAUGCCCUUAGUGGGGUAUUGAUGGGAGUGAUCUGCUUCUGUAUUUGAAAAUGGAGUAGCAUAUCAUAGCCAAACAGGUAAUAGUCUUGGAAAAGAAGCCAAGUGCCUGAACCUUCAUAAAAGCAUCACUGUCCACGAAGAGCCCAUAGGAAAUAUUUAGUUCUGCAAUUUACUGAUUCUCCUUGGGACAAACUUUUCUUUAUGUACAUCAUGCUCCAGGAAACCAAUAUUGUGAUUUUUUAUUGUAUCCUCCAGAAAAAUUAAUGUUAAUUUCCACAGGUUCAGUUUAUUUGGAUAUAUUUAUAUUUUAAAGAUGCCUUUGGAAUAGCUGGGCUGUAAAACUCUAGCAAUAACACAUGCUAAUAAAUAAUUAAAAUGCAUUGGAUAAUUGUGAUCAACAACCAAAAAAUUCUAUCUAUUUACAUUUUAAAUCUCAUAUGCAAUUCUUUAACAUGUAUCUAUUUUAAUGUUGUCUAAUGAUUAAAUAUCAUUGUUGGAAUUAUAACCCUGCUCUGCCUAUUUCUAAGUUUAAGGCAUUUGUAUCCUCACUCUGUUCACUUUUUUACAGGAUAUAUUUAGUGACAUUGGAUUUAAUAAUAGAUUUUUCCAGCAUCAUUAGAGAAAACAUUUGGUUUGGG
Messenger RNA from Peromyscus maniculatus bairdii (prairie deer mouse), 4746 nucleotides. It is a transcript of the gene Wdr49, whose product is annotated as WD repeat domain 49. Gene Ontology annotation, molecular function: protein binding; calcium ion binding. Lineage: Eukaryota; Metazoa; Chordata; Mammalia; Rodentia; Cricetidae. The record is from RefSeq and is a predicted model, not a curated record.